AGAUUUAACUUAAUUAAACAAUGGAUUGAUCUCGACGAUACAUGGGUUAUUGGAACGGGUAAUUUGUUAUAUAAACGUAAUGGUGAAGAAACAUCAAAUCAACAUUUUAAUGAGACAGAUUAUCGUUUAACAGAUACAUUACGUUUUUUUGCAUCAUUUCGGGCCUUUAAUCCAUUAGGCAAAAUUAAUUCAUCAAUCAAUUGUCAAACAAAAUACGAUUAUUUAUUGUAUGCUCACCUAAGUGAAAUAUCAUUUCAACCGAUUAUGCCAUUGCGAUUAAAAGCUGGGACACCAAUCAUGUUAAAAUGUCCUAUUUGUUCAAUUGAGACCAAAAAUAUUAAAUGGUCAAUACUGAAUCAAUGUACAGACGAACCAAAUUUUAAUGGUAGACAAGAAUUAUUUCAUCCGAGUGCAUUUUCAUUACAUAAUAUAGCAAGUAAAAAUAAAAAAAUAUCAAAAUUUGAUCAUUUUCAAGCAAUCUGGAUUGAAUGGCUUGCCAUCAAAGAACGUUUACAAACAUUUUUAAAAGAUACAGUGGGUAAUAAAAAUGUUUUCUGUCGAAAAUCUUCUUAUCCUGUAUCACUCACGGCUGCUUCUAUUGAUACAUCAAUAUUCCUUUAUCAGAAACAUUUAUAUUUUCGAGCUAUCACACCGUUUCAUAGUGGAAAAUAUAUUUGUCAGAUGAAUAAUGUUACUGAACAAUAUGAAAAUAUCAUAACAAAUGGAUAUUAUACAUCGGAUGCUUUAAGUACCAACAUCACGCUUAAAUCAUUAAAUACUUGUCACAAAUUGACAAAAAUUAAAAAGAUAAAUUCAACAGAAAUUAUAAGAGAAACAUUGUUACCAUCAGUUAUCUAUCUCAUCAAUGUUGUUGAAGAUCCAGAAGACGGUGACACAAUUCUUUUACUCGAAGAUGACCAUGGUCGUUUAACGACAAAUUUAACAAGUCGUUCAAUAAUCAAAACAUUUUUGAGUAAUGUUUUGAAACGUGUUAAGCAUAUCAAAGUUAAAAAUAUGGUAGGCAUCAUCAAAUCUCCAUCAAUAUGGACAAGACCGUUGAAUGAUACGCGAUAUUGCCUUCAAUUUCUUGUUCAUUGGUCUUCAUGGAGUUCGUGUGAAGAGUGUCAAAGUAGUAUUGGCACACGACAACGUACUGGUGAUUGUCGAGUAAUACCAUAUAAUACAUGGAAAAAUAAUUGUAAGGUAAAUUUGGGUUCAGAUGAAUUUAAUGAACAAUUUUUUUCUCAUCUUCGUGUCUACGGUUUCUACAUGGGUUUUCCUACUAGUGGCGUUCCAUGUCAACAUGAAACAACUGGUUUAUCAACUAUAUGUGUUCAACACAAAAUAGAUCCAACAAUGCGUUAUUUACACAUGCAAAAGUGUACAGUUGGAUGUGGUAUAGCAACUAGUAUAGAUCUUCAUCCACAUGCUCAACAUUAUGCCGAUCCCGAAGGUCGAAAAUAUGUACAUAUUAAUUCAAAUAUAUUAGAUGCCAAGGGAAAUUAUAGAAAUAUUUCGAAACAUGCAUCAUCAUCGAGUACCGUAUCAUUAAGUCGUACAGUAACAUUAAUUUGCUCGUCUCUCUCUAGUCGAUUGACAAAAAUAAAUUGGAAACGAGAUAAAUGGAGUUUAACAGAAAUGGUGAAUUUAAAACAAGGUACAAAUUUUGGUAUGGGCAAUUUGCCCAAAACUGGCACACGUUUUCGUAUCGAUCGUUCACAACGUUUAACUUUGUAUAAAGUGCAAUAUGAUGAUGAAGGUGUAUAUCAAUGUUUAUCAAAUGGGAAAUUACUAAGUUUAGUUAAACUUUUUGUUAUUGUGCCUGUUCCAUCCUAUGAACGACAAACAGCUUAUAUAGCCGCUGUCACAUAUCAACCAACAAUAGCGUUUAUAUUGAUAAAUUUAUCGAUUUUUAUACUUAUCUCAUCAUAUAAAAUCUGGAAAUUUUUAAAAGCAAAACGCUUUUUACUAAAAAAAAGAAAAAGAAAAAGAGUCAAUCUGUAG
Messenger RNA from Didymodactylos carnosus, 2004 nucleotides. The record is from the annotation of a GenBank genome assembly. NCBI's taxonomy places the organism in Eukaryota, Metazoa, Rotifera, Eurotatoria, Philodinida, Philodinidae.